AUGGCUGAUCCGUUGCAACUGCUGGACCGAUUGGAAGCGGCGAAGAGAGACUGGAAGGGCUGGUGUACAAUCGAGAGUGAACCCGCUGUCUUUACUCAGCUCGUCACCGAUUUCGGCGUCAAAAACUGUCAAGUAGAGGAGGUAUACUCGCUGGACGAGGAAAGCCUUGCAUCGCUUGAACCUGUUCAUGGCCUCAUCUUCCUCUUCCGUUGGAAACAAGACCGCGAUGUUCAAGCGGACUUUGCAUGUCCGGAAAAUGUCUGGUUUGCAAAUCAGGUAAUCGACAAUGCAUGCGCGUCCCUUGCCAUUCUCAACAUUGUCAUGAACUGUGCCGACGUCGACAUCGGUGAGAACCUGAGAAGCUUUCGGAAUUUCACAAAGGACUUUACUCCACCACUACGAGGCAUUGCGAUGGCCGAGUUCGACGCGAUUCAUCGCGUGCACAACACUUUCGCACGGACCACAGACAUGAUGGAUUCCGACGCAACCCUGAAAACGUCGGCCUCGAAAAAGCGAAAAGUUGAAGAAGCUGAUUCUGAUGAUGAGGAUGGGGAGGAAGACGUGUUUCACUUCAUCGCAUAUGUCCCUGUCGACGGUUGCCUAUGGGAGCUCGAUGGUCUGAAGAAGGGGCCCAACAAGAUCGGAGAGUGCACGAAAGAGAACUGGACACGUCUUGCCGCACCGCGAAUACAAGAACGUAUUACAAAAUAUUCUCAAGAAGAGAUACGAUUCAACCUACUGGCAGUCAUUCAGAAUCCACUACACACCCAUCUACAGAAGCAAGCCCGCAACAAGGCUCUUCUUGAGAAGACAGAGCGUCAGAUAUCACUGGAAGAGUCGUUGGAACAGAAGAGCCACGUCUCGGACAUCACAAGUGAAGCGCCAAUGGAGCCGGAUUCAGUGCCUGGAGAACUGGAAGAAGACGCCGAUAAUCUGCGAGCCAGAAUGAAGUCAUUAGAGGAGACCCGAAGCCGGUUGAAGAACGAGAUAAACGACACGGAAGCGCGAAUCGUGGAUGAAGAGACAAAGGCCACCCAGUAUCAGGAAUACGCAGAAAGAAGACGACAUGACUACACGCCUUUCAUUCGGAAGAUGAUUGAGAAGUUGAACGAGAACGGGAUACUGCAGGCUCAGCUGGAGUGA
Molecule: messenger RNA, 1143 nt
Organism: Saitoella complicata NRRL Y-17804
Lineage: Eukaryota; Fungi; Ascomycota; Saitoellomycetes; Saitoellales; Saitoellaceae
Exons: 5
Coding region: 1-1143 (380 amino acids)
Biological process (GO): protein deubiquitination; ubiquitin-dependent protein catabolic process
Cellular component (GO): cytoplasm
Molecular function (GO): cysteine-type deubiquitinase activity
Source: RefSeq, a predicted model, not a curated record